UCAAGUUUGUUUUAAUAGAAAUCAAACCACUAUUAUUAUUGCCCACACUUUCUCUUUCCCUUUCUGUUUCUCUUAGCAGAGAUCAACCAACUAGAUUCCAAAACACCAGUAAAAAGGUAAGAAAAACCCACGUCCACACCAAUGCUCCCACAAACAAUAAUGAAUGAUUCUUACUUGCCCACACCUACCAAAUUCUAUAAAGCAAUUAGAGAAAUGAAGCAUCAUUCACUGGCCAUAAAUUCUCUAUUCUCUACUUAAUUUGGUUUCAUUGUUGCAUUCUCUAUUCUCUAUCUACUACUUUUUAUCACCUACAAGCAGAGAAAUGGAAGCAUCAUUGGCCAUAUAUUAUGGCAUAAUUCUCAUCACUGUAACACUUGGUUUAGUAUACACAUGGAGAGUACUGAAUUGGAUUUGGUUGAAGCCAAAGAGGCUAGAGAAGCUCUUACGAGAACAAGGAUGUAAUGGAAAUUCUUAUAGACUUGUGCUUGGGGACUUGAAGGAUUCAUAUAAGAUGGGAAAGAAAGCCAAAUCCAAACCCAUGGAACUGUCGGAUGAUAUAAUCCCUCGUGUCAUUCCCUACAUUCAACAACUUGUUCAAAUUUACGGGAAGAAUCCUUUCAUUUGGUCUGGAACAACACCAAGGCUGAUUCUCACAGAACCAGAGCUAAUAAAAGAUGUCUUAAACAGAACUUCUGAAUUACAAAAGCCAAAAUAUGAGAUUUUCAAAUUUCUAUUUAGUGGUCUUAUAAUUCACGAGGGAGAAAAGUGGAGAAAGCAUAGAAGGUUAAUGAACGCUGCUUUCCAGUUAGAAAAAUUGAAGAUCAUGGCACCAAGUUUCCUCACAAGUUGCAUUGAUAUGAUUAGCAAAUGGGAGUCAACGUUGUCAUCAGAUGGAUCAGGUGAAAUAGACAUAUGGCCUUCCCUACAGAAUUUGACAAGUGAUGUUAUUUCUCGAAACGCAUUUGGAAGUAGUUACGAAGAAGGAAAAAGAAUAUUUGAUCUUCAAAGAGAGCAAGGUGAACUUGUUAUGAAAAAUCUAGUGAAAUCUUUAAUCCCUUUAUGGAGGUUUAUACCUACAGCUACUCAAAGGAGGAUGCAUGAAAUUGAAAAAGAUAUAGAUUCUUCUCUUAGAUAUAUAAUUAACAAAAGAGAGAAAGCAAUGAAGGCAGGUGAAGCAACUGAGAAUGACUUGUUAGGUCUUCUUCUAGAGUCAAACCACCAAGAAAUUAGAGAUCAUGGAAACAACAAGAAUAUGGGAAUGAGUCUUGAAGAUGUAGUGGGGGAAUGCAAGUUAUUCUACUUGGCAGGGCAAGAAUCUACUUCAACUAUGCUUGUUUGGACAAUGAUAUUGUUGAGUAGGUACCCUGAUUGGCAAGAACGUGCUAGGGAGGAAGUAUUACAAAUAUUUGGCAACAAAAAACCAGACUAUGAAGGACUAAAUAAACUUAAGAUUCUCCCUAUGAUUUUGUAUGAGGUUCUAAGGUUGUAUCCACCAGCAUUUGGUGUUACUCGAUAUGUUGGCAAAGACAUAAAGUUUGGAAACAUGGAAGUACCUGCUGGAGUGGAAGUUUUCUUACCAAUUAUUUUGCUUCAACAUAACAAUGAACUAUGGGGUGAUGAUGCAAAGAUGUUCAAUCCUGAGAGAUUUGCUGAAGGAAUUUCCAAAGCAACAAAUGGUAGAUUUAUAUAUUUUCCAUUUGGAGGGGGUCCUAGAGUUUGCAUGGGACAAAACUUUUCCCUAUUGGAAGCAAAGAUGGCAGUGUCAAUGAUUUUACAAAAUUUCUAUUUUGAACUUUCUCCAACCUAUGCUCAUACUCCAAAUUUAGUGAUGACUAUUCAGCCAGAAAAGGGUGCUCAUGUUAUUCUACGCAAAGUGAAAGCAUAAAAGCAGCAUCACAGUAAGAUUUUAAGGUACCACUAAGCUCAUACAGCGUUUGGCGACAAGUGUGAAGCACAUCAUGGAUUUGAUAGUUAGAGAUGUCACCAUCUGUCACGAAGUGCAUGACACUUAAUGGAGUUAUCACCAUCUAUAUGUUAUCCAAAUUUAAAUUUAAUUAUUCAUGUUUUAUGCUUUAAAAUUCAAAUUUGAACAAUAAUAUGCGUUGUUAAAGGAAAAUUUGUAACACAUAUCUA
This is a messenger RNA of Medicago truncatula (barrel medic), 2133 nucleotides long. The record is from RefSeq and is a predicted model, not a curated record. Lineage: Eukaryota; Viridiplantae; Streptophyta; Magnoliopsida; Fabales; Fabaceae.